Molecule: messenger RNA, 3174 nt
Organism: Opisthorchis viverrini
Lineage: Eukaryota; Metazoa; Platyhelminthes; Trematoda; Opisthorchiida; Opisthorchiidae
Exons: 14
Coding region: 1-2964 (987 amino acids)
Biological process (GO): alanyl-tRNA aminoacylation; tRNA modification
Cellular component (GO): cytoplasm; mitochondrion
Molecular function (GO): alanine-tRNA ligase activity; aminoacyl-tRNA deacylase activity; amino acid binding
Source: RefSeq, a predicted model, not a curated record
AUGGCUUCGCAGGUGACCGCGGAACGUGUGCGACAGCAGUUCAUCGAGUUUUUCAAAGAAAAGGGGCAUAUUUACGUGCAUUCAUCAUCCACAAUCCCACACAAUGACCCGUCGUUACUUUUUACGAAUGCAGGCAUGAAUCAGGGAACGGUUGAUCCGAACACAGAAAUGGCGGGAUGGAAACGCGCUGUGAACACACAGAAAUGUAUUCGAGCUGGUGGAAAGCACAAUGAUCUUGACGACGUUGGUCGCGACGUGUAUCACCACACAUUUUUCGAAAUGUUGGGCAAUUGGUCGUUUGGUGAUUACUUCAAAAAAGAAGCGUGCGUAUGGGCAUGGCAGCUGCUGACGGAAGUUUGGAAAAUACCAAAAGAACGCCUGUAUGUCACUUACUUCGGCGGUACAGGGUCAACCGGACUGCCACCAGACGAAGAAGCGCGUGACAUUUGGUUGAGCAUCGGAUUACCGAAGGAACGUGUGCUCCCCUUUGGGAUGAAAGAUAACUUCUGGGAGAUGGGUGAGACUGGGCCGUGUGGCCCUUGUUCGGAAAUCCACUACGAUCGUAUUGGUGGACGAGAUGCAGCCGGCCUAGUCAACAUGGAUGACCCCGAUGUGUUGGAAAUAUGGAAUCUGGUUUUCAUUCAGUUCAACAGAGAGGAAGAUGGUUCGCUACGUCCGUUGCCUGCGAAACAUAUUGACACGGGUCUAGGAUUUGAGCGCAUCUUGUCCGUUUUGCAAGGCAAGCGGUCGAACUAUGAUACCGAUCUCUUUCAGCCUCUGUUUGCCGCCAUCCAAUCGGGUACUGGUGCACCGCCAUACUCCGGCCGCGUAGGUGCAGAGGAUGUGGAUGGCAAAGACAUGGCCUAUCGAGUGCUGGCCGACCAUGCUCGAGUGCUGACCAUUGCUCUUAGCGACGGUGGACGUGCUCAAAACACCGGUCGGGGUUAUGUUUUACGACGUAUCUUACGUCGUGCAGUCAGGUAUGCCGUUGAAGUUCUCGGCGCUCCGCCUGGUUUCUUUGCCACUUUAGUUGACGUUGUGGUGACAUCUCUGAAGGACGCAUUCCCCGAACUUGCGAAUGACCCAUACACAGUCAAAGAAUUGAUCAAUGAAGAGGAACAGCAAUUUUUGACGACUUUGAAACGUGGACAACGUCUCUUGUCACGUACUAUUUCUGAUAUCAAACGUACACAAGGCGCCGCCGGCACUGGUGUGCUCCCAGGAACUGUUGCAUGGCGUCUUUACGAUACAUAUGGGUUUCCGUUAGAUCUAACACAACUUAUGGCAGAGGAGCAUAAUUUAAAAUUGGACCUGGCGGGCUAUGAGAAGGCGAAGGAACUCGCACAGGCCCGCAGUCAAACUGGUGCGGCCGGUGCUGGAGCCAUCGUGGACUUGGAUGUGCAUGCGAUCGCGGAACUGCGUAAGCGAGGUAUCCCGGGGACAGAUGAUACAGAGAAGUAUAACUAUCAAGCAGAUGCGCAGGGUAACUAUGCCUUUCCAGAGAUCGAAGCAACAAUUUUAUCCAUCCGUCAAGAAUCCAUGUUUGUCCCUGAUGUCAGCCAGUCUGGACAGUUGUGUGGAUUCAUCCUCGACAAGACGGUCUUCUAUGCGGAAGCCGGUGGGCAGCUGUACGACACGGGGUUUAUUACGAAGAUCAGCGAUGAUGCUUGCGAAUUGUGUGUGACGGAUGUACAAUAUCGUGGUGGUUACGUUCUACAUAUUGGCCGCCUAGAGGGACACUUUGCGAUCGGAGACAAGGUGCGUGUGAGCAUUGACGGUGUGCGGCGCUCCGGGCUCAUGCGUAAUCACACUGGUACACAUGUUCUAAACUUUGCCUUAAGAAAAGUUCUCGGUGAAGCGGAUCAGAAAGGAAGCCUUGUAGCGCCAGAUCGCCUAAGGUUCGAUUUCACUGCGAAGCGUGGCAUGUCUCGGGAUGAACUUCGCGAUGCUGAAGAGGUCGCUCACACUAUGUUGGAAAGCAAUGCAGCUGUUUACGCCGCUAAUGUAUCUCUCCCCAUCGGGAAAUCUAUCCAGGGUCUACGUGCCGUGUUUGGAGAAGUUUAUCCGGACCCUGUCAGAGUGGUUUCUGUUGCGGUUCCGGUGGACAAACUGGUCGCAGAUCCUACUGGUCCUGCAGGCAACACCACCUCCGUCGAAUUCUGUGGGGGAACUCACGUCCAUAAUGUGAAGCACAUUGGCUCAUUGGUGAUUGUUAGCGAAGAGGCAAUUGCGAAAGGCAUCCGUCGAAUUGUCGCACUAACUGGACAUGAAGGGGAACGAGCCCAACGCGAAGCUCAGGAGUUGGAACACGAAGUUUCCCGUUUGUCUGGCGCUAUUCACAUGGCAUCGUCUCUUGCCCUGGCCAAUGGUGAUAAGCCAGUUGAUAAGAAUAAAAACAUUGAAUUCCGCGAAUUAACUCAGAAACUAGCCUCUUUGUCUGAACGUUUGGCUCAAGCAAACAUUAGUCAACACGUCCGUGACCGCCUGCGUGCUGACUUGGGUCUCGCAAAGAAAAAGCUGGACGAUCGGGAUAAAAAUGCAAAAGCGUCAAUUACGACGCAGGUCUUAGAGGAAGCUCGGAAAUUGGUUGAAUCCUGCUGUUCGAAUAAACAAGACGGAUUCGGGAGCAAUUAUGUGGUCCAUGUGUUCCAGGAUGAAGCAAACGCAAAGGCAAUCAACUCAGCGUUGAAGAUUUUGGAAAGGGGUUGUCCAGAUAUUGCCGUUAUGGCCAUUUCGUCGGAUCCGGUUGGAAAGAAGUUGCUCUGUUUGAGCCAAGUUCCAAAGAAUCUGAUAGAUCGUGGACUCAAGGCAAACGAGUGGGUCGCCAGUGUUUCUUCACUGAUAGACGGCAAAGGCGGUGGCAAGGAAUCUUCAGCGCAAGCUGUUGGGUCACGUGUUGACUGCUUGGAUGAAGUUGUCAGAUUGGCCAACCAGUUUGCCAAAGCGAAGUUGUGCAGUUCCUAAUCCAAACAGCCGCCUUUAUCCUUGCUUGUUCUGACUGUAUGCGCCACCUUCAAACAGAUGCUUUUGACACAGGAUGAAGUGUUCUUUAUCUUCCUAUUUGCACCUAAUUGCGCUUAGAGGCUGAUAGGGUUCACAAAUCUAGCGAAGUGAUCUAUCUCGUAGGAACCAAAGUCCACUUUUUUACAAAUUUUGAUCUCACUGUGAUCGGAC